GUUUCAACGGUGAAGAAACAGUCGGAACAGCUACUGGAUUACUACUGGUGAAAAGAUGAUAGCGAAACUUCUUCUCCUCGCUCUGGUGGGGCUUAGUGCUGCCAACCAGUACAAGGGCUACAAGAACGGGUUCGAAGGUGAAUACAAGAAAUACCCCUCCGAAGGAUACAAUAAUUACCCCUCCGAAGGGUACAAGAAUUACCCCUACGAAGGCGGGUACGGCUACAAGAGCUACGAUGACAAGAACUACUACGAAGGCUACAGUUACAAGAACGGUUUCGAAUACGGGUACCAGAAUGCCUACUAUGGAGCAUUCUACAAACACCGUCAGAACAUCACUGCUGACUUGGAGUUCAACGCGUGGAUGCCAAACCACGAGUACAUCUACAAUGUGACGUCCAAGACCAUGACCGCUAUGCCGGAGAUGGACGAACAGUGGACCGGUAUCUACACUCGUGCCUAUAUGGUAGUCCGUCCGAAGAGCCCUGACUACGUGGUUGCUUACGUCAAACAGCCAGAGUACGCCGUCUUCAACGAACGCCUUCCACAGGGAUACGCUACCAACUUCAACCAUGAGAACUUCAAGUGGAUUCCCAUGCCGAUGAGCAGCAAACCUUUCGGAAUUCGUUACCACAAGGGAGCCAUCAAGGGUCUGUAUGUCGAGCAAGACGUCCCCAACAAUGAAGUAAACAUCUUCAAGGCUUGGGUCAGUCAGCUGCAGGUCGAUACCCGUGGAGCCAACAUUAUGCACUCCAGCAAGCCUGUUCAUCCGAACAAGGGCGAAUGGAACGGCUACUACAAGGUUAUGGAACCCCUGGUCACCGGUGAAUGCGAAACCCACUACGAUGUCAACCUUGUGCCACAGUAUCUCAUCCAAUCCCACAAACAAUGGGUGCCACAGGGUCAGCUGCGCGGUGACGAUGAUUACUUUAUCCAAGUUAUCAAGACCCAGAACUUUGACCGUUGUGAUCAGCGCAUGGGCUAUCACUUUGGAUUCACCGGAUACAGUGACUUCAGACCGAACACCAACAGCAUGGGUAAUGUUGCCUCCAAGUCCCUGAAUUCUUACAUGUAUCUGACCGGAAACUGGUACAACUUCACCAUCCAAUCGUCCAGCAUGAUUAACAAGAUCGCCAUUGCUCCUUCUUUGAUGAACAAAGAACACGCCAUGGUUUACGCUCAGGUUAACAUAACUCUCAACGAUGUUCAUACCUACACCAAGGUCCCCAUGGGUCCAGCCGAAGAUAAGAAGGUGUUCGUUGAUCUGGUCUACAGCUACAACAUGCCCAGUGAUAAGAAGAACAGCGUUCGUCCAGGCAACUCUACCGAAUCCUCAUCGUCGUCCUCGGAAUCUAGCUCGUCGUCGAGCUCAUCUAGCUCCGAAUCUCAGGAGGAGAACCCCAAGGUCAGUCCCGUUGAACAAUACAAGGCUCAGUUGGAUGAAGUCGAGAAGCGUGGAAACCGUAACCGUCGUGAUCUGAACGCCUACAAGGAAAAGAAGUACUACGAAGCCUACAAGAUGGAUCAGUACCGCCUGAGCCGCAAAAAUGAUACCUCAUCUGACUCUAGCAGCUCCGACGAUUCUUCGUCCAGCUCUUCAAGCUCCUCGGAAUCCCAUGAACACAGAAAUAACUCUUCAUCCGACUCGAGCUCAUCCUCGUCGUCCUCCUCUUCCGGUUCGGAUUCAUCGUCCUCGGAGUCCCUCUCCUUGAGCAGCGAGGAAUUCUACUACCAACCGACGCCGGAGAACUUCAACCACGCUCCAGAAGCUCCCUUCCUGCCAUACUUCACCGGUUACAAGGGCUACAACAUCUACUACGCUCGCAACGUCGAUGCGAUCCGUUCUGUCAGUAAGCUGAUUGAUGAAAUUGCCAACGAUCUACAGAAUCCAUCUACUCUGCCCAAGUCUAACACCUUGAGCAAGUUCAACAUUGUCACCCGUGCCAUCCGUGCCAUGAAUUAUCAGGAAAUUUACGAUCUUGCUCAGAAGUACUUCGUUUCCCAAAAGGAACGUCAGGCCGCUCAAAUCAAUGACAAUAAAUUCAGCAAACGUGUUGACGCUUGGGCUGCUUUCCGUGAUGCUGUUGCUGAAGCUGGUACUCCACCGGCCUACAAAAUGAUUUCCCAAUACAUCAAGGAAAAGAAACUGCGCGGUCAUGAAGCCGCCAGCGUGAUUGCCACUUUGGUCCAAUCCAUCCGUUACCCGACCGAGCAACUCUUGCACGAGUUCUUCCUGCUGGUUACCAGCGAUGUCGUGCAACAUCAAGAUAAUCUGAACGUUACUGCUCUCAUCUCGUACAGCGACUUUGUCAACCAGGCUCAUGUUAGCAACCGCUCGGCCUACAACUACUACCCAGUGUUCAGCUUCGGUCGUCUGGCUGAUGCUGACUACAAGAUCAUCGAACACAAGUUGGUCCCUUGGCUCGCCCAUCACUUGCGUGAAGCUGUUCACCAUGAAGACAGUGUCAAAAUCCAGGUUUACAUUCGUACCCUUGGAAAUCUUGGCCAUCCUCAAAUCCUGUCGGUCUUUGAACCAUACUUGGAGGGUAAGAUCCAGAUCACUGACUACCAACGCUUGGCCAUGAUUGUUGCUUUGGACAAACUGGUUGUCUACUACCCGGAACUGGCUCGCUCUGUGCUGUUCCGUGCCUACCAGAAUAUCGGAGAUGUCCAUGAAAUCCGUUGCGCUGCCGUUCACAUGUUGAUGCGCACUGAUCCAUCAGCUGAAAUCCUCCAGCGUAUGGCCGAAUUCACCCACCACGACCCAAGCCGUUACGUCCGAGCUGCCGUCAAGUCUGCCAUCGAAACUGCCACUCAAGCUGAUGAAUAUGAUAACUAUAGCAGACUGGCUGUCAAUGCCAAGGCUGCUGCUAACUUCUUGUUCCCGGAAGACUUCAGCACUCAGUACUCGUUCAACCACAUCCGUGACUACGCCCUGGAGAACCUUGAAAUGACCUACCGUCUGCACUACGGAGAAAUCGCUUCCGGCGAUCACUACUAUCCGAACGGUUUGUUCUACCAUCUGCGUCAAAACUUUGGUGGAUUCAAGAAAUACACCACCUUCUACUAUCUGGUUUCAAGCAUGGAAGCUUUCUUCGACGUUUUCGACCAGCAGUACAAUACCAAGCACUUCGAGGAUUACUACAAGUCGUCCGACUACAACACCAACUUCUACAACUACGACAAGUACUCCAAGUACUACAAGCAGUACUACAACAAUAAGGACAGCGAGUAUUACGAGAAAUACUACGGAAAGAGCAAGGACAGUGCCUACAGCGAUAAGGAACCACCAAAGUAUACGGCCGCUCGCAUUGCCAAGCUGCUGAACAUCGAUUCCGAAGAGGCUCAGCAACUGGAAGGACAGCUGAUGUUUAAACUGUUCAACGGAUACUUCUUCCAAGCUUUCGAUAACAAAACCAUCGAGAACUUGCCUCGCAAGCUCAAGCAUUUCUGCCAUGAUUUGGAAGAUGGCUACAACUUUGACCUUACCAAGUUCUACCAGCAACAGGAUGUUGUUCUUGCAUGGCCGUUGGCUACUGGAUUCCAGUUUCUGUACACUCUGAAGACACCGACUGUAGUCAAGUUUGAGCUUGACGCCACCGCCAAGACCCACCCACAGGUUUACAAGCAACCAGCUGGUCACCCUGAAAAUGAGAACGAUGACUUCUUCUAUAUCCCACAAGCUUUGAACGCAUCGGUUGGUGUGAAAGUCCUGUAUCACCGUAUGGUUGACGCCAAGGUUGGCUUCAUCACUCCAUUCAACCAUCAACGCCACAUCGCUGGUUAUCAGAAGAAACUGCAAGGAUACCUGCCCUUGAAUGUUGAACUGUCUCUGGACUUUGUCAAGGACGAGUUCGAGUUUGGAUUCGAAAUCCAAGAUCCCAAGGAAGACCAUCUGCUGUUCCACAUGAGCUCGUGGCCGUACACUGGAUUCAAGGACAUCACCGACAUGCGCCCAAUUGCCGAGAGCCCCAAUGCCAAGAUUGUGCAUGACGAAGACCAGACCACCAAGACCCUCGACUACACUUUCGGUCAGGACAUGACUGGUGUAGCUCUGCGAUUCCACGCUAAAUACGACAAUGACUUCAUCAACUUCCAGCACUUCUGGAACUUGUUCAAGAAGCACGACUUUGUUUCGGCUGUCAACUAUCCGUUCGCCUAUCAGCCAUACCAUUACCAUCAGUUCAACCUGUACUACGAUGCUCAGCGUACCCACGCCAAAUCGUUCAAGUUCUUCGCUUAUCACAAAUUUGGUGCCCCAGCCUUUGAAGAAACUGGACCCAAGCAUCCGGCCAACCGUCACUCAUACUCCGGAAACUACUACGAAUCGAACUUUGCUCAACCGUUCGUCUACAGUGCUGGAAGCCAGCGCCGUUACGAGCAGUUCUUCCACAAUGCCGCUUCUGGAAUCAGAAACAGCUUCGUCCGUUACUACGACUUUGGUUUCGAGUUCUACGCUCCCCAGCAGAAGAGUGAAUUUGUUUUCACCACCGCUUUCGCCGACAGCCCAGUCGACAAGACAUCUCGCCAGCUGUUCUACUUCUAUGCCAGCCCAAUGUUCGCCAGCCAGUCGUACUUCAAGGACAUUCCAUUCAACGGUAAGCAGUUCCAAUUCUGCGGUACUGCUGUCAGCGAGUUCCCACGUGUUCCAUAUCUGAAGUUCUCGGACUUUGACCAAUACUACGGAGAUGCCAAUCAGUACUUCGAUUUCUUGUACGGUGAGUCGUGCCAGGGAGGAGCUCACAUUUCGGUGAAGGGUAAGCAGAAGCAGACUGGCAAGUACCGUGAGUAUCUGCGCUUCUCGGAUGUUGCCAAGACUUGCAAGGAACAGAUGGCCGAUGGAUAUUACCAGUUCGAGGAAUGCCAACAGGCUAUCGAUCAGGCAUACUACUACGACUUCUACGACUACGCGUUCGAGUACAAGGAUGUCGGUCCAGUUGCCAAGAACAUCAGCACCAAAUUCUACGACUACUUCCAAUACGCCUUCUACCCGUACUUCGAAUCCAACUUCUUCUACCACGGAAAGCACAACCAAAUCAAGGCCGAAUUCGAGUUUGCUCCCUACGGCGAUUACUACAACGCUUCGUUCUACGGUCCAUCCUACGCCUUCCAGGUCCAGAACUACCCGAUCGAAAACGACUAUUCGACGUACUUCCCGUACUUCUUCAAGUACACGUUCUUCCCGAAAUACUAUCCGUACUUCCUGCACCGUUUGCCAUCGCACAAAGAACAAGACCGUCAGUACAACGAACUCUCUAACUACGAACAGUUUGCCGUCUUCGACCGGAAACCACAAUAUCCUUCCUGUUCGUUCUCCACUGACUACUUCUAUACUUUCGAUGACAAGAAGUACUUCUACGAUAUGGGUGAUUGUUGGCACGUAGUACUGCACACCGUGAAGCCUGACUACGACUUCUACGCUCAGGAUUCCCACUUCUACAACUCGGACUUCGAGUACAAAUACAAGAAUGGAUUUGAAGAGUACGAACAGUUCAGUGCCCUGGCUCGCCGAGGAUCAGAUAAACAGCUGUACUUCAAGUUCUUGUUCGGAGACAACUACAUCGACGUUUUCCCCAACAACGGUGGUGUUCCAUUCGUUUACUUCAACGGCCGCCCAUACGAUGUCAGCCAGCACAACAUUGCUCACUUCGAGGCCAAGGAAGGCUAUGCUAGCUUCCCAUUCUUCUACGCCUUUGCCUACCCGAACAAGGAUGUUGAAUUCAGCUUCUUCGGUGGAAAACUGAAGUUCGCUACUGACGGAUACCGUGCUCGCUUCUUCUCGGACUACUCAUACUACAACAACUUUGUCGGUCUGUGCGGAACCAACAACGGAGAAUACUCCGAUGACUUUGUCACUCCCGACCAGUGCUACAUGCGCAAGCCAGAAUUCUUCGCCGCUUCGUACGCCCUUACCGGCCAGAACUGCACCGGACCAGCCAAGGCUUUCAACUUCGCCUACCAGCAGAAGGCCAAGGAGGAAUGUAUCAAGAAGGAGGUCUACUACGGAAACAUCAUCUACGAGCAGGAAUUCUAUCGCCAACGUUACCGUUACUACAACCACAACGUUGAUGAACUUAGCUCGUCGUCCAGCUCGUCGUCUUCGUCUGAUUCAUCAUCGUCGUCUUCGGAAUCCAACUCGAAUGAUAACUCUUCCAGCUCCAGCUCCAGCUCCGAGGAACACAAGGAAUACAACGCAAACCAGCAGCAGCAUACUCUGAAGGAUUGCCCGGUUCAACACCAGCACCAGUUCUUCCAGCAAGGUGAUCAGAUUUGCUUCACCCUGCGUCCCCUGCCAGCCUGUCACUCCAAGUGUGCUCCUACUGACAAAAUCAGCAAGUACUUCGACGUCCAGUGCUUCGAGAAGAACUCUUCCCAAGCACAGCAGUACAAGUCCGAGAUUUCCCGCGGUUACAACCCGGAUUUCAAGAGCUUCUCAUCGACCAAGACCUUCAAGUUCAACUAUCCCAAGAGCUGCGUCUACAAGGCUUACUGAACGGUAUAAAUGAGAGAGCACCCCCACUAGCAAACUGACCGGAA
Molecule: messenger RNA, 6537 nt
Organism: Ochlerotatus camptorhynchus
Lineage: Eukaryota; Metazoa; Arthropoda; Insecta; Diptera; Culicidae
Product: vitellogenin-A1-like
Exons: 3
Coding region: 56-6493 (2145 amino acids)
Biological process (GO): lipid transport
Molecular function (GO): lipid carrier activity
Source: RefSeq, a predicted model, not a curated record